GUGUGAAUCUUACGUUUCGGAUAAACCGAAACUUCGUGUCGAUGAGGGUUACCCGAAAAACAUAAAAGUAUGGGAUGGUUUAGAGAUCCCGAUAGACGCCGCAUACACAGAUUUAAACGGCAACCUAUACUUCUUUAAAGGAAAAAUAUUCUGGAAAUUGGAUGACAAAAAUUUGAGUGUAUUGCCAGGAUACCCAAAAAACAUCGGCAAAGAUUGGCUGAACUGCGCAUCAGAUGUUGAAAAAAAUAGCACGAGCGGUGGAAGCGAUUGUUCUCCAGAUAUCGGCUGUCUACCUUCAUACCUAUACGUCAUCAAGCAUGUUUGUCUGCACGGGGCCUAUGAUGAUAUGGGCUUAGAACGAACUGGGUCUCUGCGCAAUCACAACAUUCGCAUCGGAGUGGGCACUCUCGUUGCAUGUUUCUUCGAUCCCCUAGGGGUCACCAAAUUGCUUCGUGUAGAUGUUGCAGCUGAUGAGGUUGCUGCUGCUGGUGAUGAUGCAGUGGAUGUGGCUGCAGUACCUGAGAUAAGUGAGUUUGUGAAGCGCUAUUUUCGCAAUGUUCAACAGUGGUUUUCAGCAAAUUUUGCAAACAGAUGGGUCUUGAGAUCCUCUCUGAACUUCGUAAGUGAUGGAGAAUUAGUCAGAGAAUCAGAGAAGGAGGUAAAGAGUUCCAGAGAAAAAGGCCAAAAAAACAAAUGCAGAUUUAGCAAAAGAGUGUUUAAGAAAAGAGAACAAGAAGACAAUUGUAAACCGGGGCUUUUAGGUUCAAUUAAUAUAUCUAAUAAGUAA
Messenger RNA from Helobdella robusta, 787 nucleotides. RefSeq lists its product as hypothetical. The record is from RefSeq and is a predicted model, not a curated record. The transcript is spliced from 5 exons. NCBI's taxonomy places the organism in Eukaryota, Metazoa, Annelida, Clitellata, Rhynchobdellida, Glossiphoniidae. The annotation marks the transcript as partial.